UCUCAGAAAGUUCCCUUCAGAGGACGGCUGGAGAAGGGGUUAAAGGUCGGACGCAGCAUCAUCAUCAAAGGACAGACGAGUCCGAAUGCAAACAGUUUCAGCGUUAACCUGCGCGACGCCAGCGGCCAUGACAUCAUCCUCCACCUGAACCCCCGCCUGGCCAAACGAGUCUUCGUCAGGAACUCGUUCCUGUCCGAGUGCUGGGGCGCCGAGGAGUUGGACCUGGAGGCCUUCCCCUUCGCGGCGGGGGAGUACUUCGAGAUGAUCGUCCGGAGCGACGCGCGGCACUUCAGGGUCGCCGUCAACGGAAGCCAUCAGUUCGACUACAAGCACCGAGUCCAGGACCUGAGCGCCGUCGGCCAGCUGGAGGUGGUGGGAGACGUGACGCUCAUGGACGUCCGGAUGCUCUGAGAAACACUAAACCACUCACCGCACAACUGGGGUUCCAAACCGGCUCAGGUGUCCAAACCGGCUCAGGUGUGCAAACCGGCUCAGGUGUCCAAACCGGCUCAGGUGUGCAAACCGGCUCAGGUGUCCAAACCGGCUCAGGUGUCCAAACCGGCUCAGGUGUUUACCACGGCUCA
Messenger RNA from Poecilia reticulata (guppy), 584 nucleotides. Lineage: Eukaryota; Metazoa; Chordata; Actinopteri; Cyprinodontiformes; Poeciliidae. The record is from RefSeq and is a predicted model, not a curated record.